Messenger RNA from Sus scrofa (pig), 1081 nucleotides. Lineage: Eukaryota; Metazoa; Chordata; Mammalia; Artiodactyla; Suidae. The record is from RefSeq and is a predicted model, not a curated record.
UAUACCAAGAAAAAGUAGACAACAUGAACUUGGAAUUUUUCUCUCUGUCUUGUUCCUUUUUUUUUGCUGCUGAAUUAGAGUCUUCUGAGUAAAUGUGAGUAUGUGAAGAGCUCAUGAGAAUCACUGAACCCACGGUAAUGGCACGUCACUUCUCUUGCCAGAUAUGAAGCAAUGUGUGAGGUGUGCAGAGGAUCAGUACCCUAAUAGUGACCAAGACCAUUGCCUGUCAAAGGUGGUGACCUUCCUGGCCUGUGGAGAUCCUCUGGGGAUGGUCCUGGCCUGCACAGCCCUUGGUCUGCCUGUGCUCACAGCUGGGGCUCUUGGGGUCUUUGUGAAGCACAGGGACACCCCCAUAGUCAAAGCUAAUAACCAGGCUCUCAGCUACAUCCUGCUCAUCUCCCUCAUCCUGUGCUGCCUCUGCUCCUUCCUCUUCCUUGGCCGUCCCAACACUGCCACCUGCCUCCUCCAGCAAAUGCCCUUUGGGGUCAUCUUCACCAUGGCCGUUUCCACCACUUUGGCUAAAACCAUCACUGUGGUCCUGGCUUUCAAGGUCACAACCCCAGGGAGCAUGAUGUGGCAGUGGUUGCUCUCAGGCCCCAGUGCCCUCACUGCCAUCUGCUUCUUGAUUCAAGGGACUUUCUGUGCAGUCUGGUUGGGGACCUCUCCCCCUUUCAUGGACAUAUAUGCACAUUCAGAACCUGCCCCCCUGAUUGUCAUGUGCAACAAGGGCUCUGCCAUGAUGUUAUAUCUUUCCUUAGGAUACUGGGUUUCCUUGGCCCUCUUGAGCUUCGCCUUGGCUUUCCUGGCCAGGAACCUGCCCAACAAUUUCACUGAAGCCAGGUGGCUGACAUCCAGCAUGCUGGUGUUCUGUAGUGUCUGGAUCACAUUCCUCCCUGUGUACAAUGGCACCAAGGGGAAGGUCACAGUGACAGUGGAGGUCUUUUGCUUCUUGGCUUCCAGUGCUGGGUUACUGGGGUGCAUCUUUGCCCCCAAGUGCUAUCAUAUUCUCCUCAAGUCAGAGAGGGACACCCUGACAAGACUAAGGGGCAAAACCAACUCUGGAGAAAAAGAAAUAUUCUAA